ACUAAUCCCAAGGCCUCAGCAAAGCCACGGUCAAAAUCAACAAAGCGUGGUGGUGGUGCAGCAAAGGGCAGUUCACAGGAGUCUCAUGAGCCCAGCUCGGCACCCCCAGGCUUCAGGACUCGUGGUGGCCGCGUCACAAAGCCCACAAAAAAACUGAAUACGCCAAAAGUCUCGCAGUAG
Molecule: messenger RNA, 180 nt
Organism: Didymella exigua CBS 183.55
Lineage: Eukaryota; Fungi; Ascomycota; Dothideomycetes; Pleosporales; Didymellaceae
Exons: 1
Source: RefSeq, a predicted model, not a curated record